UUUCUUUGCUCUGAUGAUGAGAUUCCAGAAGAAUAUGUCAAAUUUUAUCCGCAUACUGCACACACCACCAAUUUGGAAUAUAUACCGUAAUAUCAUUCCACUUGCCACUUCCAUGACAAAAGAAGGAAAAAAGAAAAAAGACUGGUUAGCAUAUAUGUGGUCAAUAUGAGAAAAAUAGUACAUGCUGCGAAAAAUAGUUCCCAUUCAAAGUACCUCGAUGUCAGAAGAAAGUCAGUACCUUGAUUUGAAUGAUGACAUCAUCCUUCAACAAAGCAAUGGUAAUGUGGGUUUCUUUGACCCUUCACCUCUUUCGUGGGUACAUAUGAAACAGUGACCGAUGGUGCAGUCCGUCUGAAUAUGUCACAGAACGACAUUUAUAUUUAAAAAACCUCCAUCAAGAUUCUUUUUUUUUUUUAUUUGGCAUAUUCAUAAAUUCUACAUGCAUAUAAUACCAAAGCGUGCGUUAUCUGCCAUAAUGCUUUGUCUUUGCUCCUAUCUUUCCAGGCUAAACUUCUCAUCUAGUCUAAUUUGAGAUUAUCGGAAGCAGCAUUUUUUAUGCUUCAUUCUGCUCAGCAAUCUGUGCGGUGUCAUUUUAAGUACUAAUAAGUGACAUGGGAAGCUUGAUGAAGAACUGCUUAGCAUCAUGUUAUUGAUGUAAUGUCAUGCCCAAUGACUAGAGAAUUAAACAUAAACCAAUGCCUCCUCACAACUGAGAAGAGAGUUUAAACUUACCCAAUUUUCAGUUUGCUGAUAUACUUUAGCUCUCAUUAUCUUUUCCUUAUACUGCUUAUAUAAUAUACAAAUCUUUGGCUUCCUUGUCAUCUUUGCAAAAUGCAUUCCUAUACUUUCUGGGAGUAGGCAGUAACAAGAAUAAACAAAAGAAGACAUGAUUAUUAAUAGAAAAAAGUAAAGGGCAGUUGAAGACUAGUGAAGGGUAAGAUCGACGCUAGCUCAUGAAAGUUGAUAUUAGAAAUCUAGAAACAUAUAUCCAUGUGAUUUUGUUGGAUGAAGGAUAAAAUCUUGACUAGGUCCUCAAAGUUUGGCAACAAAAAUGUGGAAAUAUAUACUUUAGUUUAUACUGGAUAUCCACGUGAUUUUGAUCCAACAACCCACAUACGAAAUGGAGGCUCCACUCUACUUCAUGCUAGUUUUACUUUUAGAACCUGCAUAAACUUACGUCAGAUGCCAUAGAGUUGCCGACCAAAUUAGAGAACAGUGUGUCACAUAGGACGUCUUCACUAAAGACAAUCUUGAAAUUUAGACCCCCUCUCGUGUUUCCUUUAGGACAACUAGUUCUCCACAAGUAUAAAUAAACAUCCUGCUCUUUCCAUAUUUUUACCUUGGGUAGCAGUAACCAUCUCCAAAUUGGUGUCUAGUGUUAUUAGAAUGGGUCUUGUUAAAGUAUUGUUUGUCCUCUCUCUGCUUAUGGUUUCCAUGGAACCACUAGUAACUGCUAGAUAUUGGCACUGGUCUAAUGAGAAAAAAUCUAACUUUGAGGCUGCUGAAGAUCUUGUGACUAGUCUUCCAGGCCAACCCCGUGUAAGUUUCCGACACUAUGCUGGGUAUGUGACAGUAAACGAAAAGAACGGCAGAGCACUCUUUUACUGGUUCUAUGAAGCCACAACCCUUGCUGAUCAAAAACCUUUAGUGCUAUGGCUAAACGGAGGUCCUGGUUGCUCUUCUGUGGGAUAUGGAGCAACACAAGAGAUUGGACCUUUCCUUGUUGACUUGGAUGGACGUGGCUUAAAAUUUAAUUCUUUCUCAUGGAACACAGAAGCCAACUUAUUAUUCCUGGAAUCUCCGAUUGGUGUUGGCUUCUCAUACACAAAUACUAGUGGUGAUUAUGAUGGUCUGGGAGAUGACUUUACAGCAAAUGAUGCUUAUGGUUUCCUGCACAAGUGGUUUCUCAAGUUUCCAUCAUAUCGGACCCGGAUAUUUUAUAUUGCGGGAGAAAGCUAUGCAGGGAAAUAUGUUCCAGAGCUGGCUGAAAUUAUUCACGAUAAGAACAAAGAUCCCUCCUUGUUCAUUGAUCUUAGGGGCAUUCUGCUGGGUAAUCCUGAAACACAUGAUGCUGAGGACUGGCGAGGUAUUGUGGACUAUGCCUGGAGCCAUGCUAUUGUCUCAGAUGAAACCCACAAAACUAUCAUUCGGACCUGUGACUUUUACAGUGAUGAUCCAUGGAACAAUACCGAUUGUAACACUGCUGUGGAAGAAUUAUUUAAGCAGUAUAAGGAGAUAGAUAUGUAUAGCCUUUAUACAACCCUCUGCCAAAGUAAUUCAUCUGCUUCAGCAGACAUGUCGACUCUAUUCAGAGCGAGGAGUUCAUCCAAUAUGAUGCCAAGGCUCAUGGGUGGUUAUGACCCGUGCUUGGAGCACUAUGCGAACACCUAUUACAAUCGACUUGAUGUUCAGAAGGCCCUCCAUGUUGCUGACGGAACUAGCCUCAGGAACUGGACCAUCUGCAAUAUGACAAUCUUCUAUGGAUGGUCGGAUUCAAGGACAUCCGUCCUUCCCAUAUACAAGAAGCUCAUAGCUGCAGGACUAAGGAUAUGGGUUUACAGUGGAGAUACCGAUGGCAGAGUUCCUGUUUUGUCAACGAGAUACAGCUUAAGCUCCUUAGGACUUCCAAUCAAGAAGGCAUGGAGACCUUGGUACCAUCAGAAACAGGUUGGUGGGUGGAUUCAAGAGUAUUAUGGUCUUACGUUUGCUACAUUCAGAGGAGCAGGCCAUGAUGUGCCCACAUUCAAACCAAGCGAGUCGCUUGCUUUCUUUGCAUCAUUUCUUUCAGGUGAAUCUCUGCCCUCCGAGAGGGAUUGAUGAUGAAUUCGCUCGGCUAGUUCUACGAGAAACUUUGCUGUUCCGAUGUUAGUUUUACGACAAGUGUGAAAACAAUGCUGUUAGAGAGAGUUUCUCCUUUUUUCGUGUAGUGUUACUACUUUUGCGUUGGCUGUGAAAUCAGAAUAAUGAACUUCAUGUACAAGUCAUUAGACUUCACAAGAAGACUGUGAUCUUCACCAUGGUGUUGGAUAAGAGUUUUUGGGGUUUUCUCAACUUCCAUCGCCUUCUUCCUCCUCUAAAAACACUUUCAUGCAAGGUAUAUGCAUGUGUUUUCACGACUUCGGCAUAUCAAGGAAAACGCAUUUCAGGAAUUCUUU
Molecule: messenger RNA, 3155 nt
Organism: Sesamum indicum (sesame)
Lineage: Eukaryota; Viridiplantae; Streptophyta; Magnoliopsida; Lamiales; Pedaliaceae
Product: serine carboxypeptidase-like 31
Biological process (GO): proteolysis
Cellular component (GO): vacuole
Molecular function (GO): serine-type carboxypeptidase activity
Source: RefSeq, a predicted model, not a curated record